Molecule: messenger RNA, 1379 nt
Organism: Bactrocera tryoni
Lineage: Eukaryota; Metazoa; Arthropoda; Insecta; Diptera; Tephritidae
Product: protein yellow-like
Exons: 5
Coding region: 1-1287 (428 amino acids)
Cellular component (GO): extracellular region
Source: RefSeq, a predicted model, not a curated record
AUGUGGAGAGCAUUCUUCGUUACCCUGAUAUUUUCUCUAACGCCGCAUGCCAUACUCAGUGAUGAAUUACGCGAGUUGGAGACUGUCUUCGAGUGGAAACAAGUGGUCUAUGGCUUCGCUACGGAGGAAGAUCGUCAAGACGCUAUAGACAAUGAUAACUUAGUACCUGAAAACGCAAUACCCAUCGAUGUGGCUGUCGAUUACCACUCGGAAAAGGGAACACGUAUCUUUACGACAACACCCAGAUUCACCACAGGUAUUCCGUACACUUUGGCGGUGGUGACUAACAAAACUGAGGAGAAUGGACCAGUACUGCUGCCAUAUCCCGACUACAGUUGGCACAAUUCAAAUGGCAGUAGUUGUGAUAAAAUUACUUCAGUGUACCGUGUGGCGAUAACGGAGUGUAAUCAAAUGAUCCUAGUCGAUACGGGCGUUAUCGGCGACAUUCAACAUUGUCCGCCACAGCUACUCGUCAUCGAUUUGAACACCGAUUCCUUGUACCAUCGUUAUGUUUUCGAUCCAAGCGCAUACAUAGAUGUCGCUUCGCGGUUUAUUACGCCAAUAGCUCUUGUGAAUGAUCCUCCGCCAACCGGUAACUGUAGCAAAGUACAAGUAUACGUGGCUGAUGUCCUGUAUCAUGGCCUGGUUGUUUAUGACUCGGAAUUGGAUGCUGCUUGGCGUAUCGAGAAUAGAUUCAUGUAUCCCGAUCCCGAUUAUGGCUUAUUAUCAAUUGCCGAUGAGAAAUUCUUUCUAAUGGAUGGCACAUUUGGUUUGGCCAGUGAUGGAGAACAGCUCUACUUCCAUCCAUUGUCCACUAUAUACGAGUAUUCGGUGCCGUUGAGCGUCAUAAACAACCGUACCAUAUUUGAGGAGGAUGUGGAAGCCGCGCCGCUUGCUUUUCGUCGGGUGGGAGAACGUAGCAGCCCAUGUGCCGCUCAGGCGAUGGACAGUCAAAACAAUCUCUACUUUGUUACAUUCAAUCCAAUCAAGUUGACUCGUUGGAGUCCGAAAAAGCCGUACACACCGAAAAAUGAGUUAGAUAUACCAGCAGACCCGAAACUGAUUGAGUUUGUAAGCGGCAUGAAGGUUCACAAAAACAAAGCCGGCAUUGAGGAAUUAUGGAUGACGUCGAAUCGUUUUCAGCAAAUCGCCAGAGGCACUUUGGAUUUUAAUGAAGUUAACUUCCGCCUCUUACGUCGACCUCUUGAUGACAUACAGAAUGAGUCUACCUCAGAUGAAUCUCAGAGUGGGUCAGGGUCAGAGUGUUUCAGAGUCCUCCUCAGAUGAAUCUCAAAGUGACUAACUGAUCUUCACUCUAUUUUGCAAACGCUUGGUCAAUUAUGGCAUUGUGAAAACCUUUUAUUGAAAAUUAAUGUACA